This is a messenger RNA of Apis cerana (Asiatic honeybee), 10248 nucleotides long. RefSeq names its product leucine-rich repeat-containing protein 58. The record is from RefSeq and is a predicted model, not a curated record. Gene Ontology annotation, molecular function: protein binding. NCBI's taxonomy places the organism in Eukaryota, Metazoa, Arthropoda, Insecta, Hymenoptera, Apidae.
AGAUUUAACAUUUAAUGGAAUUUUAUGUCUUAUGUUCUGAAAUACCGAUUGUGCAAAAAAUCAUGUGUUCUAUGAUUUGGAACGUUACAACGGUACUGAGACUUGACAUGCGAUCUGUGAUGUCAAGUGCUUCUGAAACAAUAUAAGGAGAAUUGAUAAAACCAGAUAUAGUUCAGUCUCAAGCCUUGCGCUUGCACAUCUCAAGUUGAUCGUGCAUCGUGCAGCCCAGUUUCUUUAUAAAUCGUGACCGUACGUGCUACGAAACUGGGAACAGUGAACGUCCAAGACGAUCGUGCAACAAAGAGGAGGGAACACGUUCUGACGAGAUUCGAGAUUGCAACGAGGUUUCUGACACAUCAGUGGUUCAGUGAAUUUUUAUUUAUGGAGAACUACACGUCGGACUCGAGCGAUUCGGAUUCCAGUACCAAAACAUUGGAUCUAUCCUAUCUGAUGCUCAACACUCAAUUGCUAAACGAUCAUUUUAUCAAUACGAAAAAUCCAGAAAACGUAGACACAUUGCUACUCCACCAAAAUCGAUUGAACAACAUUCCACAGAUGAUAGUUAGGUUCACGAACUUGAACUCAUUGGACAUAUCAAAUUGCGGCCUUCAUCGACUCCCUGAUUUCCUUGGGGAUUGCCCUCUCACGUGUCUGGUGGCUAAGCACAAUAAUUUGACGAAUGAUUCUUUGCCUAAAAAUUUUCAAAAUUUGUCGAGACUCAGAGAGCUGAAUCUGAGCGGUAACAGAUUGACAAAUUUUCCACUGCAAAUUCUAGAUCUGACAGAGAUUAAGUAUCUGUAUUUGGGUGGUAAUCAAAUCACUGAAAUCAGUAAAGAUGUUUGGAAACUGCAAAGAUUGCACGUUUUAUCGAUGGGUGGAAACAGAUUGACGGAAGUGCCAUCCACCUUAGGCGAGUUAAUGUCUCUUCAGGCGUUGAUAUUAUGCGACAACAUGCUGGAGAGUUUACCUAGUUCCAUAGCAAAAUUGACCAACUUGAAAUCAUUGUUACUUCACAAGAAUAGAUUGAGAACAUUGCCCACUGAAAUCAUCACGUUAAAAUGUUUGACAGAGUUAUCUUUGAGGGAUAAUCCAUUAGUAGUAAGAUUCGUAUCGGAUAUGACACACAAUCCUCCAUCCCUAUUGGAACUGGCCGCUAGAGUGAUAAAGACCAAUGACAUCCGAUACGAUAGGGAGAGUAUACCAAGGAACCUGGUGGAGUAUCUAAACAGCGGUCACCGUUGCGUCAAUUCUAAGUGUAAAGGUGUAUUCUUCAAUAAUAGAGUAGAACACGUCAAGUUUGUCGAUUUCUGUGGAAAGUAUCGUCUACCUCUGCUACAAUAUCUUUGUAGCAGGAAAUGUAUAGAAUCACGAGAUGGAGACGAAGUGGUCAGUGGUGCGAUGAUAAGAAAAGUUCUUUUGGGCUGAUUACUAUUAGAUGAAAUUUUACAACUUCAAGAUUUGUUAUCUUUCCGCUCAAAAGAGAUAGAAGAAUAUCGAUCGAUCAACGAUUGUCAAAUACAGUUUCAAGAUUUGAAGGUUGAACGGAAGAGAUAAAGGAGGGAUUAUGACUUGCAAUAUAAUUGCACAUUUGAAUAGAAAAUUCGAAACUCGAGACAUGUAUGUAUAUAUAUAUACACAUAUACAUAUAUAUAUAUAUAUAUAUAUAUAUAUAUGUAUAUAUAUAUACACAUAUACAUAUAUACGUACAUUGAUUGUAAAUUGAACAUAAGUUAAAGAAAAGUUCAAUCAAACGAUAAUAUCGCUAAUAAGUCUUUCAAAACUGAUGAAUCGUUUUUGCCAAAAUUGCCAUUUUUAUAUAUAUAUACUAUACGUACAUAUAAAAUAUACGUAUAUUUGACCGAGUUUUGUUUCGUUUGCGUUGCAUACUUACUUGCUUUGUAUCCGCAUCCAUCGUGCAGAACUGUAGCGAAUGAAACCGCAGUGUUUGUUAACGUUAUCGUUUUAUUGUUAAAUAAACCACAAAAUCUACAAUAAUAAUAAUCAUAUUAUCAUAUAGAGUCUCCGUAGGAACGGAGGCGUUCGAUCCUCGCUUAAAACACAUCCAUUGAUUUAUUUCUACGAUUACCGAUUAUCGACUAUUCUCUCGUGUGUGAACCGUGUAAAACUGAAAACAUCCGUCAAGUGAACGGUAGCGAAGCGAACGAUGUUACUUUAUUAUCGUGAUUCGUCGAUAUAGAGUCGUUUAAGAUUCAUAGAGAACAUCGUUAUUUUUUUUUUUUCUUUUUUUUCAUUUUUCCCCCUUUUUUUUUUAAUAACUCGAAGUAAGUCGGUGACAAUCUUCGUGAAUAUAGCAAUAUCGUAUUAAGAGUUCGCUAGUCUUUUUUUCUUUUUCAUUCUGUUUUUUUUUUCUUUUUUUUCUCUUUAAUAUCGCGUAUAAUGUGUUGCUGUGUUUAUUAAUUAUCUAUACAUACAUAUGCAUAUUCAUAUAUAUGCGCUCUGUUAUAUUAUACAUUACAUACAUGUAUAUGUACAUACAUGUAUGUACAUACUUCGAUUUCCCCCCUCCCCUCUCCCUCCCCCCUCCCUUCGCCGCUCUAUUUCUCCAGCGAACGAGUAUUCUUUGUGUUCACACGCGUCAGGCACUCCAUUUCGCUCGCACACAGCUGCACGUUCGUCUCUUCUCUUUUCAUAUCACGAUCUUUCUGGGAUCGAUGUGUUUUCUUAAUUUUUUUUUUUUUUCCUUUUUUUUUUCAUAACUAACUUCUCAUCAUCUCUCUUUCGUUCUCUUUUUUUCUUUUCGUUUUUUGCGAAUCUCACGCCAUUCACAUUUGAUACAUUCACAGAUUCUUCUUUUUCCUUUUUCCUUCACAGAUUAUCUAUAUGUAUAUUAACAUAAUUUUCCCUAGUUAUAAUCGCGAGUAACGAUAACCCUCUCGGUAUGGCAUUUAUGGUUGUCAGAGGUGUGAACGAGAUGUUUUCGAUGAUUAAUAGUGCGUUAUGGACGUUUUGUUGCUUAUUUUACAGAAUACGUGUAAUAAAAAUGAGGUUGUGGUACAAGUUCACUGAGACUUAGCGUUAUUAGAUCGGAUCGACGAACGGGUAUGCUCUCACCAUGGUUGCCGGCUAUAGUCGGCAAGCGAAUAUAAAAGCGUACCGGCUUGCUGACUAUAGCCGUCCACUAUAGACGUAUAGUAUUUCGAGUAAAAGCACGAAAGAUUGAUUAUAGUCAACAAACUCCUAAAUAUUACACUUUUUACCGCUGAUUAUAUUCGACUUGUAGCUUAAGUAAGCGUAUAAUGACGGUCGACUAUAAUCGACUUACAGUAAUGAAAAUACGUAACCAGCCAUAGGAGACCAUCGAUCAUAGCCGACGAGUUAACUUAGGUGAAAGACUUUAGUUCCGGACUAUAAUCGUCACGGCGAACAUAUACAGAUUAUAGGGAUCGCGCGAAAUAUCAGGCACGAGCCUACUAUAGCCUGUACGCGUUCUCUUAUUACUCGACACGAUAACAUGUUUCAAGGGGGGGAGUGUGAUCGUAUAGUCGACGUAUAUAGACUGAAAGGAGCAUACUAUGAUCAGUGAAAAGAUCCACGAGACCGUCAAUUAUAUUAAAAAUCCAUCAAGCACUCGACUAUCCGUGACUAUACUUGGUUCGCAGACUGUUAUACGUGGCCAUACCGGAAGGGGUUAAACACUCAUUCCAUAGGCGAAUGUGUAUCUCUAACGUGGACGCCGUUACAUGACUAUAAUCUCUCCGGGCUGCGAACGACCGUGUAUAGUCACCUCCGUUCCUCUUCCUCCCUUCUUCCCCCCUUUCGCCCCUAAGAAUUUCCAUCCUUUCUUUUUCUUUUUCUUUUUUCCCCCGACUUUGGCGCAACCGUGUUGCACAGAGCGGGGAUAAUAAUACGAGGAAGAGGAUCGUGUAAAAACGGAUCGGCUAUCAGCAAUCAUCCGAACGGAACUCGAUUCCGGUUUCAAUAAUACCAAUCGAGAAAUCAUGGCUGAUCUCAUUCGGAAAAGCGAAUAAUUCUCGAGUAUUUAUGGGACUCGAAUAUCGUUCGACAGAGAUGUAAAAAGAAAAGGAAGAAUAACGCGGACGAAUCACGCUGAGAACGCGGCAUUCCACGUUAAGGAACGUUUCUUUUUUUUUUUUCUUUUUUCUUUUUUCCGUGGAACGAGUCAAAUCAACGAUCGAUUCUGUCGGAUAAAUUGGCGAGGGGAUAUACGUGUGUCAUGUAUACUUCUGAAGAGGAUGUCCUAUAAUCAUAGCCUUGUAAAUGAGUCGUUCAAGCGUUAUAGAUAUCAUGAAAGAGACAAAGAGAUAGCACGUACGUUCUUUUUUUUUCGAUUAUAUGUCGGCUAUCGUACAUAUCGUAUCGUAGAAACGAGAGAUAUUAGCAUACGUUACAACUGAUAUUGCCAAAAUAUCUCCACUCUAUCUCUCGAAAUCGAAAAUCUUUCUAAUCUCCGAAAAUAGUGGGUACAAGUGUUCUUAAAUAUCGAUCGUCUACUAGUUAUGGUUGUUUUUUUUUUUUUAUUCUUCGCGACAAGUUUCUCCUUGUCAUUGUUUUCUUCUUUUUUUUUCUUUAUCUUAUGCACAGGUAAUACGCGUGAAAGUAAUACGCUCACUACGGAUAGAAUCGCUACUGUGGUGCAAAAGUAAAAAGCUUAUAAAAAUUCGAUCGUGUACGUAUGUAUGUAUGUAUGUAUGUAUGUAUGUAAGAUCCGCCUCUAAAAAUUCUGCUCUAAAAAAUCUCCAAGACUCGAUCUGACAUUCAGCUUUUUCCCUUCGACUGUGGUCGAAAGAUCGUAUUAGAUAUUAACCCUCGACUGGUAUCGUUGGAUUUUUUUUAUUUAUUAAGCGACAUUGCUUACACAUUUUCGAUCAUCAUCGUUGAAUCGUAACAAUCUUAUUAAGCGAAAUUCGGGACAAAAGGUUGGAAAGCGAAACAAACGCACGAGACUCGUCAUCGAUCAUCGAACGAUACCAAUCGAGCGUUAAAUGGCGUAAAAAGGAUAUUGUUCAGUUUCAUCCAUUCGUUUCUAUUAUUUACACGCAUAAUAUUUCGCGAUCGAGAUCGAUAAAGGGGGUGCGCGCUGAUCAAAUCAUCACUACUGCUACUACUACUGAAUCAAUUAUAUUGACGCAUUGUGACGCCAGUGUAUCUACAGUAUCGAAGAUGAGCUAUACAUGGUACAACAUUUAGAAUUAUCACCGAUCGAAUUAUAAGAAUCUGAUCUUAUAUAAGGAUUAUUCACGAAUGAAAGGUGUCUUUUAACAAACGUAAGAAAGACACGGUAGAAAACGAGAAUAGGAUUACAAAGAGUACUUAUACACUGAGCCUGUGUGACACGUGAAGUUUAAUACGAAAUUUUUAUUGCGUCCUUCGAAUUUUACAUUACGAAAAAAAAUUACUCGUGACAAGAAGAAAGGAGUUACAGUUUUUUCUUUUUUUUUUUUUUUUGUCUACGAAUCAAUCAAUCAAGAAACAAAUAAUCGUUUAUUCAUCGACGAAUUUCGUAUUAAUUAAUCACUAUUAUAACUUAAAAAUAUAUUCGUCCUUAAAAAUACCGUAUACAUGUGCAUAUACGGUAUUUAUAUACCGCAACGAAACGAACUUACUUUUUUUUUUCUUCUUCUUCUUAGUUUAGAUCGAUUAUUCGCCAUCCUUAGGAUGCGUACGACACGAAAAACAGGAAAAAAUUAAAAAAAUGAUCGUAACGAUAAUUCAACAAUUCAUCGUAAUUGAAGCGUUUUCCGUUCAUCAUGCGUACAAUAUUGGAAAUAUACAGGGCUUACUACACUAUUUCAGCCACGAUCGUUCAAAAAUCGUGCAUAUUCCGAUUGAAUUUUCGAAUUUCUUUCUAACGAAUGAUACGUCUCAGAAUUAAUGGGGGGAGGGGAGGUGGGGGAGAAAAAAAGGAAAAAAAAAAAAGAAUAACUUUCACAAACAGAAAUAGAGUUAAUGAAACAUCAUGGAUAAUCGUGAUAUAAUGACUCUUAAAGAGAUCUUUAAUUUUUCUUGCAUGAUAAAAUUAUUAUCGUUCUUGCUCUACAAAGAUACUCGACAGGAAUAUAUUUUACGAUCUGUAGCUUCGUACCGAAGCGUCGAAUCGAACGGAAAAUAAAUGAUUCACGAUUGAAUAACGAUCGAAAGCCAUUGCUAAUUUCCUUUGAUCGAUACACAGCUAAUUAAAUAUACUUAUAAAUAUACUCCUCUCGAGACAUUUUUUUCUCUCUCUCCUUCUCUCUUCUUCCUUCCCUCCAUCCCUCUCUUUCUUUCUCCACAUAUAUACAUAUGCACAUCACACACUCAUACAUAUAUGCAUAUAUAUGCAUAUAUAUAUAUAUAUAAUAUAUAACAUAUAAUAUAUAUAUAUACACACACACACACAUAUUAAAUUACUUUAUUAACGUUUUUUUUUCUCUUUACACAAUUAUUACAAUUUAUUUACUAGAUGAUUCGAAACGGUGCGACAUGAUGAUAGUAAUAAUAAGAAGACAAAGAAAAGAACUGGUGAUUUUUAUGUGGUAACGGUAAUGAGAAUUUCAGGCAAUCGAUGACAAUAGUUGUUCGAAUAGUCAAUCGCUCUUUUUUUUUUCUUCCCUUUCUCUCAAUCUAAUUCGUGUUUGUUGUUUCUUCUUAUUUUUCACUUUCUCUUUCUCUUUCACACCAUCACUUACUUCUCACUUUCACUCUCUCUCUUUCCUACUUCCUCUUUUUUUUUUUUUUACAAUAAAGUUAAUCAUUAAUCGCUAUUGUUAAAAAUUAAUUCGAAAUAUAUUUGUAUAAAUAUAUACACAUAUAUACGUAAUUUAAUAACACAUAUUACGCGUAUAUGUUUAUAUAAGUCACAUAUAUAAUAAGUAAUUUUCAUAUAGUAUGAACUUUUAAUAUUUUUUUUAAUAGUUUUCUUCUUCGUUAUUCAUCGUUAUUUAUCGUUACUUAUUUACAUUUUGUAAAUGUCUGUGUCUGUAAUGUCUGCUUGGCGUACUUUUUGUAAUAGAAUAAAAUGUAAACCAAAGGAUAAAACAAAAUAAGAAAAUAUCGGAAUUGAUUUACUACACUGUUAAAAUUCCAAUUCAUCUUUUUAUACAUACAGAUUUGAUCCCUUUAAUCAUACGACGAUUCGUCUUGUUUUUUUUUCUUUUUUUUUUCUUUUUUUCUUUUUUUUUUUUAGACUAUAUAACUUAAUUUUCUUUCAAGUUCACGCUGAAAUGAUAUUCAAAGUACGCAAAAUUACAAAACAAAAGAAAGAUUGAAUUAGAACUAAAUCGAUAUAAAUUUUUCUUUAUUAAUAGAAUAAUCUCGACAAUUAACCAACAAUUUACUCUUUAAGAAGUGCAAGAUUUCUUCGUAUUUGUUUUUAUCCCUUCUUCUCCCCUUCUUCCCCAUAUAACAUAAUUUGUGUUGCUUUUUGCGGCUGCUAAUCAUUAUUCUUUCGUCCGUCUAAAAUUUAAAAAUAAUAAUUUCCCUUUUCUCAGAUUUUUCGAACACUCGUCAAAUACUUCCAAUUCUCUCUCUCUCUCUCUCUCCCUCUCUUUCUCUCUUUCUCUCUCAUUUCCAAGAUGUCAAUUGACAAAGGGAAUUUAAAUACAUCAAUCUUACUACGUAUUGUUCAAGCAUAUCAAUAAUUUCACAGGAUAUGCUUAGAACUUGCCGGAUGUAUCACGGCAAAUGAAAGACAAGAUGGUUUCAUUAAGCAGAAGUUUAAAUAAUGAUACGUUAAAGUUUUAAUAAGUAAUUUUUCUUUUUCUAACGAAUUUUUCUUUUUUUUUUUUUCUUUUUUUCUCUCUUUUCGACAAAGACCAAAAUUGAUAGAAAUCGAAAGAAAUAAAUUAUUAUAUAAUUCUAAAUUCUAUAAUUCUAUAAUUCUAGCGAAUAAAAAGAUGAUCAAUAUUUUUACAUCGAUAAAAUUAUUGACUUAUGCUUAAAGAAAUGUCGGAAAAAUACCAUAUUAUCGAUAAAAAUUCCAUGAUCGAUGUAUAUCUCGACGAAUAAUCAGAUUCGUUUCUUUUUUGUUUUAAAUAAUAGCGAUAAGGGAAAAUAUCAUUGUACGAUUGUCAAAACAUAAAGAUUAGUUUUCUUCGGUAUUAAAAAUGUAUUCCGUUUUGCGUGUUCGGAUUAGGAAACGAAAGAGUUGGAUAAAUUUAUCCGAUCGUUCAUACAGCAAUGAGAAGCAAUGAAUUACAAUUUAAAUAACUGAAGAAAAGAAAAAAAAUUGUUCGUGUUAAUCGUAAUUUAAAAACGUAUCGUAAUUUACAUCGUAUCAACGCGGAUAAAAAAUUUUGAAGCAAAAUAUCUUAGCACAUCUCUUUCUCUCUCAUUUUCGCUCACUUACUACUUUCAUUCUGUCCCCCCUUCCGUCACACUCCCUUUCACUUUUUCUGUUAUUGAUCUAUCAUCUGUCUUCCAUUUUGUUCUUUCUCCCUCAUUUUUCCCAUUUUCUCAAUCGAGUCCUUUUCUCCUUUCUCUAAAAAAGAAGGGAACUGAAAUAAAUCAUUCGGUAUUGACUUUUAUCGAUAGCCUCCUUUUUUUUUUUUUUUUUUUUUUGUAGUUUCUUGAGACGCGAUAUGAUAUGUAGAAACGUGUAAAAUGGCGGCUAACUCACGCGCAACAUGCUCCGAAAGAUCCAAUUGCAUAGAGGUCGUUUUUUCAUCAUUUAAAAAAAUCGAAAUUCAUCGUGCGAAAUAUACAAAACUCUUUGUACACUUCUACUAGUUAUUUCGCCGCAUAAUUCUGCAAGACAAUCAAUUAACGAAGCGACCAUCUUGAUCUUCGACAUCUCGAUCAGGAAAGUCAGAAGUCACUCUAUCCGACAACGUCGUUUCUUUCGAGAACAUAUAAAAUAUGCAUGGUGAUGCGUACGAAAGAAUAAUCUAUAUAAUUCGCUUAUAAGUCUGUACUUACUACUGUCUGUUCUUCGCAUGCUGAUACAGAAAUGAAAAAGAAACGUUACAAACAUUUCUAAAAUCCUGUUGACACAAGAAAAAUAAAUUGUGACAGUUUUAAAAAAGAAAAUCGCACUCUGUAGAGUUUCGUCGCGUAGGAUGAAAAAUAUCGCUCGGUUGUAGCCGAGUGUCCGUUAAAGAAUAUACAACGAUAAUCGUGUGACAAUUAAAUACGUAACGAAUAAAGUACUCGAGUUAAUUAGCGUUCAUUUCAUUAAAUAGAGGAUAGCGAUUCGAAUCGUCCAGGCAUGGCUGACUGAAUAGGCACGAACGAGUGUGUACGUAAUACGAGAGUGUUUCACGUGUCGUGUCCCAAUAAUGGAAAUUUUCUUUUGUGUCUCGUCCAAGAUCAUCGGAUACAUAUUUCCUUUUUUCUUCUUCUUCUUUUUCUUCUUCUUCUUCUCCUUCUUCUCUACUAAUCGUAUCGAUGUACGCAACAUAUCUCAUCGUCGGAAACAUAGUCUUAAGUCGAUAAGAUAGAGAUUGUGCACGCAAAUUAUUCUUGUUAUGUGUUGUAAUGCGUUGUGUGUGUGCGUGUGUGUGUGUGUGUACGUGUGUGUGUGAGCGUGAGUGUUCAAUCAUGAAUUUUCCACGUGAAAUUUUUCUCUUGUUCGCGAAAAUAUCGAUCAACGCUCGAAUUUUGAACGCAAUAAAAAAUAAUGUUCCUAAAUGUUUCACGAAUUUUUAUACAUUAUACAAUUAUAAUUAUCGGAAUGUUCGUCAUUCCCUUUUCGCCGGUUCGUUCGUCUCAUACAUUUUGGAGGGAACUUGCAACUUUUCUUACUCUCGUUCUUCGCGAAAGCCUAGCGAUUUUCUUACUCCUCUGUAAAUCUUUAAAAGUCAUCGAUAUAAGUGUCAAAAAGCAAAUAACUCUUAUUUAUCUCUUUAAUAUAAUAGCUAUGAAUGCGUGUAUUUGUAUGUACGUGUAUUUGUAUGUUCCGUGAAUGAUAAAAUGAUCGACGACACAAGCGACGUGAAUACUACAAGACACAAUGUAUGAUGGUACAUAUCGUUUGUUUUCUUCUCAGCUAGAAAAAAUUCGCGUUCAUUUUUUUUUGUCGUUUUGUCUCUUUCUUUCAUUGUUUAUAGCAAUUAUCGUUUAAAGUUAGUGGUUACGGGCCAGUUCCUAUAAUAUAUAUACAUAUUAAAUUCAAUAUUUUGUUGUUGUUGUUGUUGUUGUUGUAGUUGUUAUUUUUGGCAAUAACGUGGCAAUCAAGCACUCGCACACGCCACUCGAAAUUUGGGGUAUCCCCAGGCGAACCCGUUACAAACAGGGGAACUAUAUUUUAAUAAUUCUAUAAUGAUAUUUUCGUCAUUCGUGUUUCAAGCAAAC